AUGCUCCGUUGUGUUGCCAGCCGCCUUGUGGUUCCCUCCAUGAGAGGUGCUGCCUCGAUGCUGGGUAAGGUUCCUUUAUGACUCUAGAAUUUGCGAGGGAAGCUAAGUGACUGAGCAACACUAAUCGACGCAGUAAUUCCAGAAUACUCAACAUAGUCCGAUUAGUGACUUCUCAUUCCUAAAUCAAAUAGUUUAGUGGUGUUGAAUUUUACGAUACAGGACUUCAAGCGUCUAAAGAUGUACGAGGUUUCUGAAUAACUGACUUAUAUUCAAAUUAGGGUCAUAUUUUCAGGAGCGGUAGCAACCUAAGUUUUGAGAUCACAGGUUUGCGACGAAGAAGGAUAUUGGGUUUCCUGCGUGAAUUUUUCAAGAAAGUGAAUUUUUACUGAAAAUGACAUGCUGCAAUUGAUAUUAAAACAAUUUGCUUAAAACCAGGUGUUACAUCACGAAAGAUGAGCAGCAAACCCAAAGAAUCAGAUGAAGCGUUUGACAACCGGUGGCACGCUUACUUUUCAAGGCAGGUUUUUUUCUUUAAGUUCACAGUUCAAUUUGCAUUGUCUUACUUGUACAUGAACAAUAUGUAAACAUUGUUUUAAACAACAUUUUAAAAGGAGUAGUUUGAAAGUUAUAUCUCGAUAAAUUUUCGUCUUAUAUUGCCUCAGUUACCAAUUUGAUUCCAGGAAAAUCUUUAAGUAGAAAAUUAGUACUUGUUGUGUACAAUAAACAGUUAGAAGACCACUUGGUAAGAUUUCCACACCGCCCUAUACUUCAUUUAAUGUACGGUUCUCUGAUUAAUAAAAGAAAAAGUGAAUGGAAUCAGUUGCCUUCAGGACUGCCGAUUUGUUUUACAAUGGUAUAGGGUUGUGCUGAAAUCAUAAAGGUCACGUUUCUCCACCUGCUGAACAUGUUUCCUUUUUUUUUUUGCCUGAAAUGUUCUUUUAGAUAACCUUAUUAUGAUUACUAAAACUUUUGUGGUACAUUAAAUUGUUGUUAUGCAUGCAUCUCAUUGGAGCUGUUUUACAUGAAAAUUGAAAAAAAGAUACAAAAGAAGAUUUGUGCAAAAUUACUAUUAAAGAGAAAGGUUAACAAUUGUACUUAGUAUUCAAUCCUUUAAAUCCACUUGAAAUUUUUGGAUCAAUAUCAGUAUCUGGGAAAUUGCCUACCUACCCCUCCCCUAAUCCAACAUUAACCCUAAAUUGUUAUCAAUUGACUGUUGUUGGGUUAAGGGAGGGGUAGGUGGGCAGUUGCCCAGAUGCUGAUAUUGAUCCAAAUUUUUUUAGUUUGUUUAAUAUUUAAAACUUCAAAGUUCUUGCUGGGAUUAAUGAUUUUAUGUUUUGCUAAGGAAUUUGAAAUUUGUUUCUUUUUAAUUAUAUUUGUCUAUUAGACCAGACCUUGAUGCUUGGGAGUUGCGUAAAGGACUGAAUGAAAUCUAUGGACAUGACUUAGUUCCAGAACCCAAGAUCAUUAUUGCAAUGCUCCAUGCCUGCCGUCGACUUAAUGACUUUCCCAUGACUGUCAGGGUUCUUGAAGCAGUUUACGAUAAAGGUGCUGGAAGCAAUGAAAUCUAUAACUACAUUCUGGGUGAAAUCAAACCCACCAUGGAAGAAUUAGGACUUUCCACCCCUGAAGAGCUUGGUUUGGCCAAAUGA
Molecule: messenger RNA, 1649 nt
Organism: Pocillopora meandrina
Lineage: Eukaryota; Metazoa; Cnidaria; Anthozoa; Scleractinia; Pocilloporidae
Source: the annotation of a GenBank genome assembly